Molecule: messenger RNA, 1054 nt
Organism: Drosophila nasuta
Lineage: Eukaryota; Metazoa; Arthropoda; Insecta; Diptera; Drosophilidae
Exons: 2
Coding region: 130-1026 (298 amino acids)
Source: RefSeq, a predicted model, not a curated record
UUUAAAUUCAAUACUGUCGUUUCGUUCCAUUUCCAUACAAAAAAAGAGAUUUAAUUUAUUUAGUUAUUUUUUCUUUUAAGUAAUCGCACAUGUGAAAUAUACUCCCAAUAAAUUUUAUGCGAAAAUAGAAUGUUUCAAAACAUAAGUUUUCCGUUUUUAAGCGCCUUAGCAUUUAUAUCCUGGACGAUUAUGUGCUAUUUGCACAUCAUUGAAGAACAGGUGAAAUCUGAUGAUUAUAAUGUCGAAAUCUAUACAGAGCGUUCACGUUUUGCCGAUAGACCGCAAUAUUGUCCAAUAAAUUCAAAACCGAGUAUCAUAUCGCGAGCAUGUGACUUGGUGGUGAGCUAUGGAUUAAUCCUGGCAGCCACGGUUGCCUUCUCCAAGCUAUUAAAGUAUCUUGAGAUGGACAGUACAAACUUCCUGGAGAAGGAGUCUGCAAAUCUUUCAGUUGAGGAAUCGUUUCCAAACAUCGCAAAACAGAUUAAGACAGAGGCUGAGAAGAAUGAGAAGUUGUCCUCUGAAUAUAUGCAGCAUAAUUUGGAGUUAAGAGAACAAUUGGAUGAUUUGCAGGCGCGAUGUCAGGAGCUGCUUCAGGAACUUCGUAUUGGCAAAAGUAACGGUCAUAACAAUGACGACGCUCUAGAUGAUUCCAAUCCUUCCACCACCAGUUUGAAGGAUUCCGAUGAGUCUUUCAUGUCCACCGAUAGUAGUAUCCACAAUUGUGAUGAUAAUUCCGGUGUGAUAAUGUGGAAACAACCUGCCGAAUUCAAAUCUAGUCGAAUUUCUGUGUUGCAUUCUGACUCUGAUGUCUCCGCGCCAAUGUCGCAAAAUGUCUAUGUUACGCACAGUCAUAUUCACAUUAACUUUAAUGGACCGGUGCGCUUAUCACAGCAGAAUCUGAAUAUUAAUAGAUUCCGCCUCAAGGAACUGCCCAGAAAUAGCGAGUUUCGGCAAGUGUGGGGUAACUACUUAAAAGGACCUAAUGAGAUACCUAUGCUAACAAGCGUUCAUAAUAUUAUAAUGUAAAAUCACAAAUAAAAAACUAAUAUACAUU